AUGGUGGGAACGCUUUAUAGGAAUAACAAAAACUUGUUUGAAGAAAACAUUAGGCAGAUCUUACGUUACCAUGGAUACACUUCAAAAAUUCUGACAGAAAUAGAAGCGAUCAUUAAUGAUAGACCAUUGACCUACGUAUCACCGGAUAUUGAGGACGAGGAGCCGUUAACUCCGUCACAUUUGCUGUACGGAAGAAGAAUAACUUUAACGCCGUAUCCACAACCGAAUAUUGAAUACAUUGCCGUGAAUAGUGGAAAACAAGAACUGCAUAAACAUUUGAAUAAACAGUCGAGUUUAAUGGAGCAUUUUUGGAACCGGUGGAAAUCCGAGUACAUAACGACCCUGAGAGAGUUUCAUCGCAAAACAGGAAACAAUUUACAAACUAUUCAAGUUGGAGAUGUAGUGCAAGUCCAAGAUAAUAAAUUACCGAAAAACCGAUGGAACAUUGCCGUUGUUGAUGAAUUGAUCACCGGAAACGAUGGUUUUACACGAGCAGCUAUAAUACGAACUAGUGCAGGACGUACUUCACGCCCUAUAGUAAAACUGUACCCGCUCGAAAUCCGAACAAACAUAAACAAUUUAGAUGACAAAAAAGAUGAUACUUCAACAGAGGGAUUGACAAGAAUUCUACCAAAACGAGAGGCAUCUGUCCGAGCUCGAGAGAACAUAAAGAAAUGGACUACCCAAAAGCGAACUACUAGCUGA
This is a messenger RNA of Mytilus trossulus (common blue mussel), 705 nucleotides long. RefSeq lists its product as uncharacterized. The transcript has a single exon. Bases 1 to 705 code for a protein of 234 amino acids. The record is from RefSeq and is a predicted model, not a curated record. NCBI's taxonomy places the organism in Eukaryota, Metazoa, Mollusca, Bivalvia, Mytilida, Mytilidae.